Aspergillus sclerotioniger CBS 115572 is the source of this 2131-nucleotide messenger RNA. Its product is annotated as putative serine/threonine-protein phosphatase. Gene Ontology annotation, biological process: polyphosphate catabolic process. The record is from RefSeq and is a predicted model, not a curated record. Bases 411 to 1655 code for a protein of 414 amino acids. Gene Ontology annotation, cellular component: cytoplasm. NCBI's taxonomy places the organism in Eukaryota, Fungi, Ascomycota, Eurotiomycetes, Eurotiales, Aspergillaceae. Gene Ontology annotation, molecular function: endopolyphosphatase activity; phosphatase activity. The transcript is spliced from 3 exons.
CAAUCUCGGCUGGGACCCUGACGAUUACGCGCCCACUCAUAAUAGCACAGCCUAGCCUGCCUGGGCCUAGUGGUGCAUGGGCCGAGAGGGACGGGAUCCCAUUCUAACCCAAGGAGGCUAGCGUGGAUCAAGGUGGCACGGGGGAGUGAGACCUGUUUCGAGUAAGGCGUCACAAGACGGACGGCAAGUUCUCCGUCGACAUUCCACAGGCUGGCGGCUUUCUCUUUCGCGCUCGCUGAUGGGCCCGGACGGCGUCUGUCCUGCCACCUUGAAGCCGUGUCGACGAUCCAUACCGAUCGUCGCUAUUUUCCUUUCUUCUUUUCCUUCUCGGUUGUUUACCCUUUCAUACCCCCAUUCCAUUUACAGCGUCCCCCCCUCCCUUGAUACCACCACUCACUGAACAACACAUCAUGGCCACCUACCACGACACCGAAAGCCUCGAAUACUCCUCCGACACCUCCGACGAUGGCCGUUUCUCGCCUCACCCCUCCAGCCGAGUCAAACGCUACGCCCGGCCCUUAAUCGACUAUGUUCGCAAUGACUGGCAAUUCAGCAACAAAUACACCCAUGCCCCCGCCGACGAACCCUCCGACCCCGCCAAAUGCCUGCAGCUGGUCAUGUCCAUCAUCACGGCCCCGCGCUUCCGCCGCUAUGUCGUCGUGUACCUGAUGCUCGUGAUUACAUGUACGGUGGGGUGGGUGUAUUUCCUCUCUCCGCGGCUGGAGGAACAUGCGGAGUUGCUGCGGGCCCUGGACCCUGAGGUGAAGGAGGAGGUUGGUGGGUGGUUCGGAACGAAUGCGUUACCGAGUUUUGAUAAUAUCGUUCAAUUGGGGAGAUUAGACGAGGGGUUGAUCCCCACGGGAGAGAAGCGCUUGAUUGUCAUGGGAGAUGUGCAGGGGUGUAAGACUGAGUUGGACCGCCUCCUCGAAGAACUUACCUUCAAUCCAACCCACGACCACCUCAUCUUCACCGGAAACAUGAUCAGUCGAGGACCUGAGAGCACUGACGUCGUCGAUCUCGCCCGCAAGUACUCCGCCUCUUGUGUUCGCGGAAACGACGAAGACCGCGUCCUGGUUCUCCGUCAUGACAUGGUCGAAGCUGGGACGCUAACCGACACCUCCACCGACGAGUAUCUCGAUGGCCAGUCCUCGGAACAAGCGAAGCGGGAGCGCGAUCUGGCGCGUGCAUUGACAGACGACCAGGCAGAGUGGCUGGACGCAUGCCCGGUGAUUCUGGAUUUAGGCCAGGUUCCUAAUCUGGGCCGGGUUGCAGUGGUACACGGCGGACUGGUUCCGGGCGUGGAGCUGGAGAAGCAGGAUCCGUAUGGCGUGAUGAAUAUGCUGAGUAUUGAUUUGGAGACCCAUUUGCCUAGUUCAGAGCGCGAUGGGAUUAGAUGGACUAAACUCUUCAACAAACACCAAUCAACCACCUACACGACCUACUCAGGUCUAAAGAACGCCGAUAUCGACGAAGCCAAAUCCCGCACCACGACCGUCAUCUACGGUCACGACUCGGAAAAAUCCCUCGAUAUCACUACCUACACCAAAGGUAUCGAUACCGGGUGCGUCCGGGGCGGCGAAUUGACCGCCCUGGUUCUGAGCGAUAACGGGAAGGAGAAUCUCAUCCAGGUCAGGUGUAAUAACUACCUUGGGUGAUCUUCCUCUCUCCUCCGUAUUUGUUUAUUACCUGGUAUAUACUAGACUUGCGAUACAUUACUUUUUCGGUCUAUCGCUACGCUACCUUGCAUCUCCGUCCCCGUCUCUCUGCUGGUUUGAAGAGACGGGACAGGACUGUAUCAUUGUUCGUUUUGCUGGAUUUCGGGGAUCUUUUUUAUUUAUCUUGCAUUUGGGAAAUGGAGUUGGGACUGGAGUUCGGUUGGGUUUGUUUUCACAUUGGACUGGACUGGACUGGACUGGACUGAAUGGGUUGUUGAAAAUGUGAUCAUGUGUCUCAUCUAGAUAGGUGAGUAUUUCUGCCUGAGGUAUACUAUAUCUAUAUCGGUUUUACCGAGGUUGGAAGUAGUGGUCCAGGUUCAGUAUUCUCGGUUGUUGUGUACGAUAGAUAAAGAAUGGGUAUAUUAACGGUUCCAUCCAAUGCUAGUAAUAUGGUAUAGUAUAGUAUGUGUGAUAUA